AUAUGCGGACACCAUAAUGAUUAAAAUAAGUCAUAAGUAGUUCUGGGUCAGUUCUUCAUAAUUUCAAAUGGUCAUUAAGCAAGCAGUCAUAAAUCGAGGACUACCUAUAACGAUUAAAUAAUAGUAUUUUAUUAGGGAAAACCCUCAGAGCUGUUAGAUCUGUAAGGGGAGAGGAGGGGCUGCCCUGGGCCUUCCUGAGCCAGGGCAUGGGAGGAGGUGAUGCACGUCUGGCCAGCCUUAUUGGAGCCAUGUCCCAGUCAAGCGGGGCAUCCACUGGCACACGUCCAGCUUGGGAGGAGCUGAAAGGGGAGCGCGAGCCCUGCACAUGAUCAGAGCCUCCGCAGCCCCGAGGGGAGAGUGCACUAUGUCCCCUCCCCUCCCUGGAGACCCUGUGUGAGGAGCCCUUCCUUGGGCAGGGGGUUGGUCUAAAAGCCACACCCUAGGAUUGUAUGAUUCCUUCUGUGCUUUGUGCCACAAUGAUGGUGCUUCUCUGUUGUUCCUGUUCCCACAUGAAAGGAAGAGGCCAAAGGCCACCAAAGGAGUCAGCCACCGGGCCGCCCAGACACUGCUAAACCCAGGUGAGCUGCCCUCCUUGGGUAGGUUUAGAAUGUGGCCCUUGUUUACCUAGUUGCCGAGGCAACGAGGUUGUCAGUUUCCCUGAAAAGCCACCAACCAGGGCCCAACUGCCCAUUCUCCCUUCGUGCAGUGAAAGGACAAACAGCUGCUUGGGGUCAUGGCUGUACGGAGGUUUUUUAGAAACAUCUGGAAAAGAUGUUCGGCGCUCUUCUGCUGCAGGAAGGACAUUCCUGUGCCUCCUGACAGAACUGACGAGGCACAUGAACAGGCGGACCAGAAGGGAGAAUGGCAGACACAGAUUCGUGUGUCCGAUGGACGCAGGCCUUCCUCCCAAGGGGGUUUGAUGGGUGUUCGUGCCACCGCCCGGAGCCCCAGGAAGGAAGAGGUGAUGCCAGUUCUCAUUUCAGUGAGAAAUGAGAAGAUAGCGAAGUGGAGGCCGCGGCUCUCAACCAUCUGGGAGACCUGCACUGAGUCGGAUCCUUCGGAAGAAUACCGACCAAGAGAGGUGCAGGAGGAAAGCAGUGCCUGCCUAUCAAGAGAGGAAAAGGAAGAGCACUGGAGGCCGCGACUUCCCCCCAGAUCAGAGACCUGCAGAGAAUCGGACGAAGAAGACCAGCCGGCGGAGGAGCAGCUCUCUCCUACUGGGGAGAAGACGCAUACUUCGGAGGAUUCGAUGGAAGUCCUGGUGGGCUCCCGGAACAACAGCCUGGAGGAUUUUGACUCCAUUUCUGCCCUCUUGGAUGAGGAGUCUGAGGGAAGCUGGGAGCAGGCUGCAGAGGCUUCGGAGGCCAGCCUUUCGUCCAGUCCGUGGGAUUCUCCCGAAGAAGGGGAAGCCUCGCUGGACAAUGUCAGCAGCCUGGAGGAGGACUCCCUGGACCUCAGUCUCUAAUUAAAAGAGACGCUUCCCCAGAUGCCUCUCCAGAAGGCAGAUCGGAGGAGGAUGAACCAGUCCCAGGCACAUCAGGAGGUGAGUUG
Molecule: messenger RNA, 1551 nt
Organism: Crotalus tigris (Tiger rattlesnake)
Lineage: Eukaryota; Metazoa; Chordata; Lepidosauria; Squamata; Viperidae
Exons: 11
Coding region: 734-1465 (243 amino acids)
Source: RefSeq, a predicted model, not a curated record